Punica granatum (pomegranate) is the source of this 2811-nucleotide messenger RNA. The record is from RefSeq and is a predicted model, not a curated record. NCBI's taxonomy places the organism in Eukaryota, Viridiplantae, Streptophyta, Magnoliopsida, Myrtales, Lythraceae.
CUCACUCCCUUUGCUUUUGAUCCCUUGAAACCUUGCAAUUUGCAAUUUUCAUGAUUUUACGUUUCGAGACGGAACUGAAAGUUGAUGAUUUCCGGUGCAAUUUGUCUUAUCUUAGUAUUGUAAAAGUUUACUUUUUUUUUUUUUGGCUGUUAAAACUAAUCAUGGGGUGUGAUCUCGGUGGGGGUGGCUUUGAACUCACUCACUCGGUCACUCCGCACCGACAAGCACGUUGUUUCUGCACCUUAAUUAAAGCUUCCGAAACUUUACUAUUUUGCUGCCGAGGUUGUUUUUAGCAGUUAAUUCAUUAUCAUAGCUGUUGUCGCAUUGGAAAGCUCAUUCCUUUUCAUGGAAAAUCGCUUGGCUUGGCUUAUUUACGCAACUGGGUUUCGACAGAGAAGGCAGAAUUUUUUAUUUCUCUGGGGAUAUUAUGGAAAGUACAUCAAUGAAAUAUUGCCCCCUUUUAGUCUAAAAACCAGGAUGCAUGUCGUGAAUCUUGUGAUUGAUUUUUGGGAUCUUGAGCUUACCGUUCCUGCAAAAUUUAUUCUGCAUGCAUGACGAAGUUUCAUUGCUCAGGGCCUAUUUUACAGUCGCUAGCUAUCAUAUUAACCAAUCGGCAUCAGAUAAUGAGAAAUUUUGAUUUAUUUGAGACUCAUAAUAAAUCGAGGAAAAAAAUCCUCUUUGAAAUAUAAAAUACAGAUUUUUUCCGAGGAAAGUGUUUUUAUGAGAAAAAACAAAGGGUCGUUGAUUUGGACUUUCUUUCCAGCUACUUAUGAGAAAAAUCGUUGAUGUGGGGACAAAAAAAGAUAAAUUAUUGUAAUUAAUUGAUAUUAUGGUAAAUACUCGCGUGUGAUUAAUACUAAUUCAUAGGUUCGGCGCGAUCUAAUUGCUGAAAAUCCGCCUCCUUUUUAAUAUAUAUAUAUAUAUAUAUAUAUAUUAAUUACUAUGGUACAAAGGGCAUUCGGUUUUUUCAGUUCCCCCUGUUCGAAGGAAAAACAAGCGGCUAAAACCUUCCCUUGUUUGUCACUAAAAGGCCGUUUGACUUGUCGAUCACACGAUGGUGAAGAUCUGCUGCAUCGGAGCCGGCUAUGUUGGGGGCCCCACCAUGGCGGUCAUUGCCCUCAAGUGCCCCUCGGUUGAGGUGGUUGUUGUGGACAUCUCGGUCCCUCGGAUCAAUGCUUGGAAUAGCGACCAUCUCCCCAUCUACGAGCCUGGGCUGGACGAGGUUGUGCAGCAGUGCCGGGGAAGAAACCUCUUCUUCAGCACCAAUGUUGAGAAACAUGUCUCAGAGGCUGACAUAAUCUUUGUGUCGGUGAACACCCCAACUAAGACCCGUGGCCUUGGGGCAGGGAAAGCUGCAGACUUGACCUACUGGGAGAGCGCUGCACGUAUGAUCGCUGAUGUUGCAAAGUCAGACAAGAUCGUGGUGGAGAAAUCGACUGUCCCUGUUAAGACUGCUGAGGCGAUAGAGAAGAUCCUGACCCACAACAGCAAGGGGAUCAACUACCAGAUCCUUUCAAACCCUGAAUUUCUCGCCGAGGGGACUGCAAUUCAGGACCUCCUGAAUCCUGACCGGGUUCUCAUCGGAGGGCGAGAAACUCCGGAUGGGCAGAAGGCAAUUAAGGCAUUGAAGGAUGUCUAUGCCCAGUGGGUCCCAGAGGAAAGGAUCAUCACGACCAAUCUCUGGUCCGCCGAGCUGUCGAAGCUCGCAGCUAACGCGUUUCUGGCGCAGAGGAUCUCAUCUGUGAAUGCCAUGUCGGCACUCUGCGAGGCUACCGGGGCUGAUGUGUCUGAGGUCUCAUAUGCUAUUGGGAAGGACUCGAGGAUCGGGCCCAAGUUCCUGAACGCAAGUGUCGGUUUCGGUGGUUCAUGCUUCCAAAAGGACAUCCUUAACCUCGUCUACAUUUGUGAGUGCAAUGGCCUCAGUGAGGUUGCCUGUUACUGGAAACAGGUCAUCAAGGUGAACGAUUACCAGAAGAGCCGGUUUGUCAACCGGGUCGUCUCGUCCAUGUUCAAUACCGUCUCGGGGAAGAAGAUCGCGAUCUUCGGGUUUGCCUUCAAGAAGGACACUGGGGACACGAGGGAGACCCCAGCAAUCGACGUCUGCAAGGGCCUUUUGGGGGACAAGGCGAGCUUGAGUAUUUACGACCCGCAGGUCACAGAGGACCAGAUCCAGCGGGACCUCUCGAUGGGCAAGUUUGACUGGGACCACCCGAUCCACCUCCAGCCCGUGAGCCCGACCUCGAUCAAGCAAGUGAGCGUGGUGUGGGACCCGUACCAGGCGGCGAGGGACGCGCACGGGCUUUGCAUCCUGACUGAGUGGGACGAGUUCAAGAGGCUCGAUUAUGAGAAGAUCUAUGAGAGCAUGCGGAAGCCGGCUUUCGUGUUUGACGGGAGGAACGUUGUCGAUGCGGAGAAGCUGAGGGAGCUGGGUUUUAUCGUGUACUCGAUCGGGAAGCCGCUGGAUCCGUGGCUGAAGGACAUGCCUGCCUUGGCGUGAGGGCAAUAAUAAUAGGGGAGGGAAAGGUUUAAAGCUUUCAAGUGCGUCUUUGCUUUUUCUAACUUUAUGUUCUGAUUUUCUCAUUCUUUAAUAUCUUUAGAUAUCAAUAUGCUGAGAAAGAUCGAGAGUCAGAGGCGUUAUAUUUAUAUAGUCGAAAAGCCAUAUCAUUAUUAUUAUUAUUAUCAUUAUUAAAUCAUCAUAUCAUCAUCAUUAUUUGUUAGUGUUAUUAGUACUAGGUUUAUAGUUACUAUCAUAUUACAUGUACUGUUUCUGGCUUUUAUCUACAGAAUAAGAACUUCAUGUGAGUUCUUCUA